GCCAUGUUGCCGCGAGCUUGUUCCGGUAUCAGGGCAGGAUCGUGCGCAUAGACUGCAAUCGGGCGCAGCUCCUCGCCUCUCUCCCCCUGUCGACCGUGACACGCACCUCCUAACGAGAAAACCCCAGUAUACCAAUAAUGGAUUUUACAACCUGAUGAUCCCUUUUUGAGUCGGCGGGUCUUGGGAAUAACAGCAGUCGGUGUAACGACAGGACGAGCUGGUAAAUCGCCACACUGCAGUGCAGCACUGUUGAGCGACCUUAUUCCAAUCACGCAACACAAGGAAGAGCGCCGGUGAUUUCCGUGGAUUUAGAGUUUUGUGGGCUGCUCUGUGGCAGUCAGCACCGCCGCGGCCGCAGGAGGAGCAGCUAACUAGCUAACUUUACUUCGAAAGAAACACUCAAUUCGCUACAUGGGCUAAUUUUGGCCAGCCUGUAAGCUAGCGCAACAGAUUAAUUCGUGUUUUUCACCUGCCAUGUGACCAGUUUACAUGGUGGUGCUUUUAUUUUUUGGAUACCCUUACCCUGGAUAUCUCGCUGGGAACAUUUUGAAUAGUUUUGUGGGAGUUAGGAAGGUCGAGCCCUCGCCGGGAAUAACUUUGGCCUGAAAGUUUGCAGAACCAGGACCUGGCUUCAAACCUGAAAGGAAACAUCCCUGCCACAAAAGCAUCGACACUGUGUUAUGAAACCGACUCUGGUAAACGUUUGUUGUAGAUUUGGGCGACAGUUGACGCUUCCUCGGACGUUAGUUAGCAACCUUACAGGUUAGCAUGCUAGCCACCUAAUUGAACCUUGUCUCGUCCAAUACAACCAACUUUUCUUCGUGCUAGCACAAGUAGCUAGCCGGCCAAAACGUCAUUAAGUUGGUAGCUCCCUGGUCACAAUUGGCACUGCUAACUGGAAACUGAAUGUAUUCACAACAAGACCGAAGCUGAAGAAGACAUUUAGCUUUUUCCUGUUUUGUGCUUGUUGACAAACAUGGGACGUGCGGUUGCUGCUAGUUGGGUUCAGCUAGCUGGCUAACUCGGCUAGCCACUGAUGUGGGUUUCAACUUGUUGAUUCACGGGCUAUCUGUCGUGCUGCUAGCUGGCUAGCGCUGGACUUCUGCUGGAAAUUUUCCUCUGCCCUCAGCUAGACAGAUUUUAAAUGUACAAUAGACACUGAAGAAUCGUUUUUGUUUAAUUGUUUCCUUCCCCCUUUUUGGCAACUUAAAGUCUUCAAAAAAUGUCAACAAGGACCCCACUGGUGCAAGUAAUUGAAAAUACAGCUGGGCAGGAGACCAAAUCCUCCAGCCGCUCCAGCAUGCCGCGAUGUCGGAACUCCGUCGCCACGACCACAACAGACGACCAGCCGCACAUCGGAAACUAUCGGUUGCUAAAAACCAUCGGCAAAGGCAACUUCGCCAAGGUCAAACUGGCCCGACACGUCCUCACCGGAAAAGAGGUGGCUGUAAAGAUCAUUGAUAAGACACAGCUCAACUCCUCCAGUUUGCAGAAGCUCUUCCGGGAGGUUAGGAUCAUGAAGAUGUUGAAUCACCCCAACAUAGUCAAGCUGUUUGAGGUGAUAGAGACAGAGAAGACUUUGUACCUGGUAAUGGAGUACGCCAGUGGAGGAGAGGUCUUUGAUUACUUGGUGGCCCAUGGCAGGAUGAAGGAGAAAGAAGCCCGUGCCAAAUUCAGACAGAUUGUGUCAGCGGUGCAGUAUUGCCAUCAGAAGUGUAUAGUACACAGAGACCUCAAGGCAGAGAACCUGCUCCUGGACGCAGACAUGAACAUCAAGAUAGCGGACUUUGGCUUCAGUAAUGAGUUCACUCUGGGGAACAAGCUGGACACGUUCUGCGGCUCCCCGCCCUACGCCGCCCCGGAGCUCUUCCAGGGGAAGAAGUACGACGGGCCCGAGGUGGACGUGUGGAGUCUGGGGGUGAUCCUGUACACGCUGGUCAGCGGCUCGCUGCCCUUCGAUGGACAGAACCUCAAGGAACUGAGGGAGCGAGUGCUGCGUGGUAAAUACAGGAUUCCCUUCUACAUGUCCACCGACUGUGAGAACCUGCUCAAAAAGUUUCUCAUUCUGAACCCCUCUAAAAGAGGCAGCCUCGAGCAGCAAAUAAUGAGGGACCGGUGGAUGAAUGUAGGUCAUGAGGACGAAGAACUCAAACCCUAUAUCGAACCCAUGCCAGAUUAUAAGGACCCCAGGCGGACAGGUAGGAACGGAAACAAACUCAAAAAUGACAUCAUGCUGACGAUGGGAUUUUCUGCGGAAGAGAUUCAAGACUCGCUGGUAAAUCAGAAGUACAAUGAUGUGAUGGCCGCAUACUUGCUACUGGACUUUAGGAACAAUGAGCUGGAAGAAAGUGGCAUCAAACCCCGGCCAGGAAGUGAUGUAAGCAAUAUUAAUGCCCCCUCCCCGCCUCACAAGGUACAGCGCAGUGUGUCGUCCAACCAGAAGCCUCAAAACCGCAGAACCAACGACCAGGGCUCUUCCUACUCUAAGAGGGGGGGUCAAACAGACAACCGGACUGCAGGAGAGGAUGCUGGGAGGAAAGGUUCAUCAGGCAGCUCCACCACCAAGGUGCCGGCCAGCCCUCUGGUCCCCACUGACCGCAAGAAGAGUGCCACGCCCUCCACCAAUAGCAUCCUGUCCACCGGUACCGGUCGUAGUCGGAACUCUCCUCUGACUGAGAGAUCCACGCUGGGCCAGGGCAUCCAGAACGGCAAGGACAGCCUAAACACUCCGGGCUCCCGCGCCUCCACUGCCUCGGCUGCUGCCGUCCUCUCCUCCUCCUCCUCCUCCUCCUCCUCGCGUCCCCGUCAUCAAAAGUCCCUCUCCUCCUCCAAUCAUCCAUGCCCCUCUGACCUGCACGCACCACGGCCCAGCAGUGAGCUUGGGAUGUUCAGAACCUGGUUGGGAACGCUGGAGAGAAGUGCCACGACUCAGCGGCCUCCCGGUGCCUCCCCCUCUGCCCACAACAUCAGCAGCGCUGCCGUGUCGGACCGUGCCAACUUCUCCCGAGGGGUGGGCAUCCGCAGCACAUUCCACGCAGGCCAGCAGCGGGGGGCCCGGGACCAGCAGGGCUCCGCCUACCCCGGGGGCCCGGCGUCCCCGUCACUGUCACAUGGCAACAGCCAGGCCCGGAGGACACACGGAGCCACGGGGAUCUUCAGCAAGUUCACAUCCAAGUUCGUACGCAGAAAUCUCUCGUUCAGGUUUCCAAGAAGGAGUCCGUAUGAGGGAGAGGGUCGGGAUGAGGGGAGCAGGUCUAUGCUGAGCAGCACAGUGGACAAGUCGGAGAAGACGUCCGGCGGGGUCCUCUCCUCUUCCAACAACGAUGAGAACAACUCCUCCCCAGGGUCUGGUAACACCGGUGGGACCGGCACCCCCCCGGCCAUCGGCCUCCAGAAGGAGUCGGUGAAGCCUCGCUCGCUGCGCUUCACCUGGUCCAUGAAGACCACGUCGUCCAUGGAGCCGGCGGAGAUGAUGCGCGAGAUCCGCAAGGUGCUGGACUCCAACAGCUGCGAGUAUGAGCUGCGCGAGCGCUAUAUGCUGCUGUGCGUGUCGGGAAACCCCGCGCGAGACGACUUCGUCCAAUGGGAGAUGGAGGUGUGCAAGCUGCCGCGGCUCUCCCUCAACGGCGUGCGCUUCAAACGCAUCUCCGGCACCUCCAUCGCCUUCAAGAACAUUGCCUCAAAGAUUGCCAACGAGCUCAAACUGUGAGUGCGGAGGAGAGAGGUUCAGAGGUGGGAGGGGUGAAGGGGGGAGGUAGGGAGGAGGAUGCUGUAAGUGGAGGUCAAGGAGGUAAGCUACAGGGUGGGAUCACUUUAAAAAGAAAGCCGAUUGUUAUGUGGACAAAGGUCUGAAGUAGGGCUAUCGGUUCCUCUGAGACUAGAAAAGCGUUGUUUUCUAGAAGUUCACGAGGCCAUUAGAAACUCUGAGUCCGUGUCCUCUGAGUCGUGAAGUACUUAUAGACCGAGGGUCUUCUCUCCCCCGCUGGGCUUUUCUUUCGUCACGUUCUACUUAGACGUUCCACUCUUCUGCAUGUCCGCUCUGCUCUCUGUUUAUUUAGUCGUCUCACUUUGAUCACUUUGACCACUCCUGUCACUUCUUCCUGCUAUUUAUUCAGUUUGUUCUGCACGGUUCUGCUGCCAGCUCUUUUUGUGUAGGAAAGACAACCGGGUAAAAAUCGGAGGGGGGGUUAAGAUGGAGGACAAAGUGAGUGGAGGAAUUGCUGAUCAAGAAAAGCCAACGUUCUCUCUGAAUCUCUAACAAGUGAGGAUUGAUGGAAAGUGUGGAGCCUUAUUUUGCUGGAAAACUCAUGAAAGGAGUCUCGAUUUGAAUUUGUUCUGAUUCUCCUCCGACUCUGAAUGGACUCCAACUGAGCCGACUUUGGUUGCUGAAACCCCCCCCUCUCACACAUGCACACAAACACGCACACACAAAUGGACUAUGGAUGGAAAGACUAUGCUGUUGUUGGUUAAAGGACCCUCUUCACCCUCCUGUUUAAAAAUGAACUUUAAAAAUCCGCCUGAACCAUCCUCCUCACACACACACACACACACACACACACACACACACACUCACUCUUCAACCCUCUAAUUUCAAACUCGGCACAAACACAUCCAUGUUUUCGCCUCUUCACUCCCUUUGUCUUCCUCACUCAUUAAUUUCUCUCAUCGAUUGUUCUUCAAGUCUUUCUUUAGUUUGUUUUGUUAAUUUCUUCUUCUUUUAUGGCUUUUAAAAAAGAGUUGUGCACUGGAAAAGAGGGGCAUCCGGGUGAACGAGGGAGGGACGGACAGUUCGUGGACGGGGUUGUUGAUUUUACGUUGCCUUUCUUUGUAGAAUUGAAAUGUAAGGGUUUGUUCUUGUUGUCAGCACAUACAUGCUCGAAUGAUUUAUUUGUAUUUUUUUUUUUUUUUUUAAUUGUUGGUAUCACUUCGGUUGGCAUCAUGCCUUCAUAUCCAGAAUGUCAACCCUGAACCGACGCAUUUCUACCCCCCCACAUCCGCUUUCUGCUACUCCCAGACACACACCUUUUGGAGUAUGUAACAAACAGUAUGUGUGUGUGUGUGUGUGUGUGUAUUAUAAAAGAUCACUGGAAGACAACAAAAAAGAAAAAAGAAUCGACAACGACGAAUGGUGAAUUAUUUUCUUCUUCUACUUUUGAUUUGAUAAUAUAUUUUUGUGUCGUUGGAAAUUUCGGGGGGGGGGGGCGGUUUGUACAGAUUUGGAUUUCUCGGGGUGGGGUGGGUGUGUGAAGGGUCGCGUCGGAUCAUAUCAUUGCUGCCUUUUUUUCUGUGUAGUGCACCUUUAACACACAGCUCAUAGUUUAUCGGAUUAAACACAACCCCCCCUCAAGUGCAGAUGGAUGUAUUUAAAGAUGGCGGUGGUGACGACUACUGCUCGGCCUUUUUUUUUUCUCCGUUCAUCUGUUCAUUUUUAAGGCCUUAUGGAAGCAGAGAGACUUGUUCGCUAAACGUUCUCGUAUCACAGCACAUGUUCAAACCAGAUGACGUCACUUCCUUUCUCCCAAGAAGGGGGGGGCGAGGGGGACAAUGCCUGGUCCCGUCUCCUGGUAACUUUAUUUCUUUCUUUCUCACAAUGACACAGUCGUUUUAUUAUUUUAGUUUUCAGUUUUUAAUACGUCAGAUUUUUUUUUCUUUCAAAGUUGAUCAUUGUAUUAAGGUGCUGGGUAUUGGAUUCUAAUUAUUAUUCUGGCUGUUGCUGUUAUAUUAUCUCUUUCAGGGUUGAUUUUAUUUUACAUUAUUUCGUUUUACAUUGCUGUAAUUGACAUUGAUUUUAAAUGUGUUUUGAGCAAACUGUAACUGUAGUGGUGGGUUUGGGGUUGGGAGGGGUGAUCAACUCCUGAGAAAUGUAUUAUUUUGUUUUUUUUUUGUUGUGCAAAGACAAAAUGAUGAAAAAUUACAAUGAUAGUAAUAAAAACAAUGAUAUAAUGAUA
Messenger RNA from Gymnodraco acuticeps, 5948 nucleotides. RefSeq names its product MAP/microtubule affinity-regulating kinase 2b (gene mark2b). Lineage: Eukaryota; Metazoa; Chordata; Actinopteri; Perciformes; Bathydraconidae. The transcript has 22 exons. Gene Ontology annotation, biological process: intracellular signal transduction; microtubule cytoskeleton organization; protein phosphorylation. Bases 1223 to 3709 code for a protein of 828 amino acids. The record is from RefSeq and is a predicted model, not a curated record. Gene Ontology annotation, molecular function: tau-protein kinase activity; protein serine/threonine kinase activity; ATP binding. Gene Ontology annotation, cellular component: cytoplasm.